AUGAUAAUCAAAGCAACUCCUGAGUUUGCUAUUGCAUUUACUAAACUUAUAACUCUAGUAGGGACUUGUUGGCCGAACUAUAAAAAUGCACCUAAGUGGAAAUUUGUACUUUUUCAAGUGAGAUGGUGGCUUACAUUCUGCUUAUCUGUAUCUGCAUUUUUACCAAUGUGCUAUGCAGCUUAUAAUCAUUGGCGAAAUAUAUUGAGUUUUACAAAAUCACUUUUUGACGCUGCCAAUACCAGUCAAACUUUUAUUAAAAUGAUAUUGAGCAAAAUACAUUACAAGAGGUUGCAGUAUUUGUUGUAUGAAAUGGAGAAUUACGUGACCAAUGCCAGAGAAGAUGAGCGUGAAUUGUUUAUCGUUUAUAUAAAACGUUGUGGCAAAUUACAUUUGUUUGUGAUGACAUUCGGGUUCAUGGCUAUUCUCAUAAUAAUAGUCGCACCGAUUGGACUACCACAGCCGUUUCCAAAUAUUGCUGACUACCCAUUUCCAGUUGACGAAAGUCCUGCAUUUGAGCUGGUUUAUGCCCACCAGAGUGCUGCUACACUUCAUUGCCUCUCAAUUCCAGUUUUUGAUAUGCAAAUAGCAUUACUUUUGUGGUAUUCUGGCGCCCGUCUUGAACUUUUGGCUCGAGAAUUCAAAACCGUAACAGAUAAUGGACAUUUUGUUGAGUGUGUCAAGAAACACCAGUACUUGUUAUGGUAUAUUCAAGAAAUAAUAAUCAGUAGCCGUUAUGUUCUUGCGACUACAUCUGUUACGUGUGUAAUUGCAGUUAUUACCAGCGGAGUUCAUAUUGCUGGGAAUGAACCUGUUGGUUACAAAAUACCAUUUGCCGGAGCCUCUUCGAUAAUAGCCAUAAUUCUGUACAUUUCUGCAUGGCCAUCAGAACAUCUGAUCCAUAUGUGUGAAGGCGUUGGAACGGCGCUGUACGAAUCAGCUUGGGUUCAAAAUUCAAAGGCAUUGAAUAGCAGCAUGUUAUUUGUAAUGCAUAGAGCACAAAAACCGUCGACUAUUGAAGUUAUUGGAGUAAUGCCGAUACUUUCAUUGCCCUACUACGCAACGUUCUUAUCAAAAACUUUCUCCUACUUUACAACUUUACGUGUUUUACUAUCCAAAGUAGAGAUGGAUUAA
Messenger RNA from Microplitis demolitor, 1131 nucleotides. Its product is annotated as odorant receptor Or2-like. Gene Ontology annotation, molecular function: odorant binding; olfactory receptor activity. Gene Ontology annotation, biological process: detection of chemical stimulus involved in sensory perception of smell; sensory perception of smell. Bases 1 to 1131 code for a protein of 376 amino acids. Gene Ontology annotation, cellular component: plasma membrane. The record is from RefSeq and is a predicted model, not a curated record. Lineage: Eukaryota; Metazoa; Arthropoda; Insecta; Hymenoptera; Braconidae. The transcript has 6 exons.